Messenger RNA from Ceraceosorus guamensis, 1911 nucleotides. RefSeq names its product glycoside hydrolase. Gene Ontology annotation, molecular function: calcium ion binding; mannosyl-oligosaccharide 1,2-alpha-mannosidase activity. The record is from RefSeq and is a predicted model, not a curated record. Gene Ontology annotation, biological process: carbohydrate metabolic process; N-glycan processing. NCBI's taxonomy places the organism in Eukaryota, Fungi, Basidiomycota, Exobasidiomycetes, Ceraceosorales, Ceraceosoraceae. Gene Ontology annotation, cellular component: membrane; endoplasmic reticulum. Bases 1 to 1911 code for a protein of 636 amino acids. The transcript has 9 exons.
AUGGGACUCGCAUCUCAAACGCCUUGGUCUGCAGGACGAUCAUCCUCUGCGGAUCAUGAUGGCAGACCCGAUGACGACGACGCUGCUGCUGCUCAUCGGUCGACUUUUGAGGAUUUUGUUGCUCAGCCGAGUCUUCCCUUUGCGCUCUCUGCACGUCCAUUCAACUUUACAACUGUCCUCCUAUCUUCUCUUCCCAACACAUCGGAGCGUCGAGCAGAAGCUGCAUCGCGCUCUGCCGCCGCCGCCUUCUUGUCCGACGACAAGAAGAGCGAAGCGAUCCGAUUGGCUUUCAAAGAUUCGUGGGACGCGUAUGUUCAGGAUGCGUGGGGAUACGACGAGUAUCAUCCGUUGAGCCAUUCGGGAAGCAAUUGGAGCAAAGAAGGUCCGAGCGGCUAUUUGAUCGUCGAUGCCAUCGAUUCGCUGCUCAUCAUGGGCUUCAAACAAGAGUACGAGAGAGCGCGCGAUUGGAUCAGGGAUGAGCUGGAUUUCGAAAAGGAUGGAAGGUUCAACGUGUUCGAGACGACCAUCCGCACGCUCGGAGGUUUGCUGAGCGCCAGCGCUCUCUGCACAUCCCACGCCCUCAUCUCGGCCCAUUGCUCAGCAGGCGAUAGUGAAUUGUUCCUGUCCAAAGCGCAAGAUCUUGCCGAACGUCUUGCACCGGCUUUCGAAGCUACGAGCACGGGCAUUCCCUUGAGAGAGGUCAAUCUGAAGACGGGUGAGAGCUUUGAGGACGCGGAUAACAGGGGAUUGGCUAGUCUGGCAGAGAUCAGCUCGGUGCAGCUCGAAUUCAAGACGCUGGCGCACUCUACCAAGACUUUUCGUUGGUGGCGCCUCUCCGAAAGACCCAUGAGCGCCAUCCGAAACGCUUUGCGAACGGGCGCCUCGGAUGGUCUGUUGCCCAUCUUCAUCAACCCCAGGUCCGGCAAGUUUGUCCUGUCCGACGUGAGGCUGGGAAGCAGGGGCGAUUCGUACUACGAGUACCUUGCCAAGCAGUGGCUCAUCACCAAUCGGACGGAAGAUGUGUACCGCGACAUGUACGAUAGAGCGAUGAGCGGCAUCAAGAAGAAUCUCGUCAAGCAGAGCACAUCCAGCAAUCCUCCUUUGCUCUACACUGCAGAAGUCGUGCCUCGAUUUGUUCAAGGAAGACAAGGCCCCGUCUGGUCGAUCUUGCCCAAGCAAGAUCAUCUGGUCUGUUUCCUGGGCGGCAAUCUGAUGCUCGGUGCUCUUUCCUCGCUGCGUUCGCCAAGCUCCAGCAGCAGCGGCAGCAGCACUGCGAACGCCGACUGGCUGCGUCGUCUGCGCACCUCUGAUGGCGAACUGGACAACACGCUGGACCAAUCGGACGUGAUGCAUGCGAACGAGGUGGAAGAUUGGGCAUUGGGACACGAGAUCAUCAGGACUUGCUACGAUACGUAUAGAGGCACCAGAACUCGAUUGGCACCGGAAAUCGCACAUUUUAGAAUGCCGCACGAAGAGAAUGCCAGCUUUGAGGAUUGGUACAUCAAGCAACCUCCGAUCGACGCAGAGACGAAAAGACCCGCAGCGGCGCUGAUCGAUGCGCGCAACAUUUUGCGACCCGAAACGGUGGAGUCGCUGUUCAUCGCCUACCACUUGUCCGGCGAUCCGAUUUAUCGCGAGUGGGGCUGGAAGAUUUUCGAAUCGUUUGUGCUGCAUGCUAGGGUCAAGCAGAGCGGCGCUUUUGCCAAUGUGGUGGAUGUGAUGGGCAGCGGGCCGGAUGGAAAGGCAGAGCUGGAGGAUAGGAUGGAGACAUUCUGGCUCGCAGAAACUCUCAAGUACCUCUAUCUUCUUUUCUCCGAUCAAGACCUCUUGCCCUUAGAUCAGUGGGUCUUCAACACCGAAGCUCAUCCUUUGCCCGUCUUCAAACAACCCUUUCCGACAAGUUUCGAUUAA